Melitaea cinxia (Glanville fritillary) is the source of this 1446-nucleotide messenger RNA. RefSeq names its product microfibrillar-associated protein 1 (gene Mfap1). The record is from RefSeq and is a predicted model, not a curated record. The coding region runs from base 77 to 1402 and encodes 441 amino acids. Gene Ontology annotation, biological process: mRNA splicing, via spliceosome. Gene Ontology annotation, molecular function: RNA binding. NCBI's taxonomy places the organism in Eukaryota, Metazoa, Arthropoda, Insecta, Lepidoptera, Nymphalidae. The transcript is spliced from 9 exons. Gene Ontology annotation, cellular component: U2-type spliceosomal complex.
CUUUUUACAGAAAAGACAAAAUUUGUCUAGUUUUGUUAGUUUUAUAAAACACAAGUUCAACAACAAGUAACUGAAGAUGAAUGUAUUACCUGCACAGCCGAUCGGAAUACAGAGUACAGCAGGUGCUGUACCUGUUCGAAAUGAAAAAGGUGAAAUAUCUAUGCAAAAAGUGAAAGUGCAAAGAUACAUAUCUGGUAAGAAGCCAGAUUACGCUCAAGGUGUUUCAUCCUCAGAAGAAUCUGACGCGGAAGAUUUUAUAGAACAGCAAAGACCAGAACGUAGACAUCAAAUAGCUCAAAUAAUCAGCCGAAAAGAAGACCUGCAGAGUGAUUCUGAUACUGAAAAAGAUGAUCCCCGUCUUCGUCGUUUACGUGUCGCGGCUCACUCGCCUCCACGUCGCGCUGAACACAAACCAGAGAUCAUUGACGCUGAGCCUGAACAAGAGUCAGAAUCUAGUGAAGAGGAAGCAAGACACAGUUCGGAGAGUGAGGAUGAACUGGAUGAGGAAGAAAUUGAAAGACGUCGCCAGGCUGUUAAAGCUAAACUUGCUGCACGUGAGGCUGAAAAGGAGGUCCUUGGAAGAGAUGAUGAUGAAGAAAUGUUGGAUGGUGACAGAGAGGAGAGCGGCUCAUCCGACACCGAGUACACAGACAGUGAAGAGGAUACAGGACCUAGGGUGAAACCUGUGUUUGUAAGGGCCUCUGAUAGAAUGACUGUAGCGGAGCGGGAACGUAAACAGAAGCAACAGAAGAAAGAGGAGUCAGAAGCUAGGAAGGAAAAAGAAGAAAGGAGAAGAGAAGCGUUGAAGUUGGUCGAGGAGACCAUUCGCUCUGAACAGAGAAAUACACAGUCGGAACACAAAGAAGGUAACAUCAACGACGUGUGUACGGACGAUGAAAACGACGAGCUCGAGUAUGAAGCGUGGAAGUUGCGUGAAAUGAAACGAAUUAAACGCGACAAGGAGGAGAGAGAGGCGAUAGAGAAAGAAUUGUUGGCGAUAGAGCGCUUGCGCAAUAUGACUGAGGAAGAGAGACGCGUCGAACAGCGAAUCAACCCCAAGGUCGUUACCAACAAGUCCGUUAAGGGCAAAUAUAAGUUUCUGCAGAAGUAUUAUCACAGAGGUGCUUUCUACUUGGAUAAGGAGGAUGAAGUGUUCAAGCAAGAUUUCUCGGGACCAACAUUAGACGAUCACUUUGAUAAGACUGUUUUACCAAAGGUUAUGCAAGUUAAGAAGUUCGGUAGAUCAGGAAGAACAAAAUAUACGCAUUUGGUAGAUCAAGACACUACAGAAUUUGACUCGGCUUGGAGUAACGAAGGUUCAGCGGCGCGGCUCGCUAACUUCCGAGGAGGAAUGAAGCAAGUCUUUGAGAGGCCGUCGGCUAAACGAAAGCAUAAUGUGUAAAUAAACCACCGUUUUAACGUAUAAAUAAAAUUUUAACACUUGUA